GCGCGGAUGACACCGUCGCCAAGGCAACACGGCCAUACUGGCCAACCGACCCAGGGGCAGGGGGCUGCGGGGCCGCGGCCUCGUGGGCAGAGCCGGUAGCAUGGACAGCCUCUUCGUGGAGGAGGUGGCCGCCUCUCUGAUCAGGGAGUUCCUCAGCAGAAAGGGCUUAAAGAAGACAUGUGUGACCAUGGACCAGGAACGCCCACGCUCUGAUCUCAGCAUAAACAGCAGAAACGACCUCCGCAAGGUUUUACAUCUUGAAUUUCUCUACAAGGAGAACAAGGCAAAAGAAAAUCCUCUAAAAACCAGCCUUGAACUCAUGACCAGAUACUUUCUGGAUCACUUUGGAAAUACUGCUAAGAAUGUUACUCAGGAAACACCAAUCCCUGCACUUUCAAUUGCAAAGAAAAAUAACAAAUCACCAUUGAGGUGCUCAGAGACCACGCUGGUAAAUAUAUACAACCUUGCAGAUGAAGAGGCAGUGUGGAGAACAUCAUUGUCAGAAACAAGCAAAGCCAGACACGACAAUCUUGAUGGGGAUGUACUUGGUAAUUUUGUGUCAUCCAAAAGGCCCCCACACAAAAGUAAGCCCGUGCACACUGUCCUAGCUGAAAGCCCCCCUGUGGCUCCUACAUGGGAGAAGAUGGACAAUCUUCAGUUGUCAGAGCCUUCCUUGGACACGAAGAGGGUGGGAGAGAAGAUCAGGCCAAAGUCUGGCCUGAUCGCCCGAGGCAUGAUGGCUGGGCCCACCACCAGCUCUCCACAGGAUUCCCUCCGGAAACGCUCCCUGAGGCGGCCCCCGGCCUUGAGUAGCAUGACCCAGCCCCGUGAGGAGGAGGAGAGGCGGAAAGCACCCGAGCUCUCCACCCACGCCCCGGCCUGCCCUGCCCCACAGGAGGGCCUGGCUUCCAGCACAGGCUUCACCACCAGGAGCCCCCUGGGCCAGCUCAGUGAGCCCACCUCAGAGAAGAGCAGAUCUGUGCCCAGCAACCCUCCUCACCUGCUGAGCCAAGGGCUGCUCCACAGGGGGAAUGGCAGUUGGAUGGGUCGUCCAGAGGACAGCCCAGCUGUGGACAGCGGCCCAGAGGCUGACAGGACGCCCUUGAAGUUCUUGCCUGCUGGGAAUGCCAGGACCACCCAGGAGAGGCUGGAAAGAGCGUUCAAAAGGCAGGGGAGCCAGCCCCUGCCCCUCAGGAAAAAUCAGCUGCCAGUGUCCAGCAAGGCCGAUGGUGACCUGGGCGCCCUGCAGCUUGAGGAUGUGGAGGAUGAACUGAUAAGGGAAGAAGUCAUUCUCUCUCCAGUGCCCUCAACGCUCAAGCUGCAAAUAGUGUCAAAGCCCAUCGACCUCUCAGUGGCAAAGGACAUAAAGACCCUUCUGUUUGGCUCUAGCUUUUGCUGUUUCAAUGAAGAAUGGAAACUUCAGAGUUUUUCGUUUAAUGACAUAGCCGCGCUGAAAUAUGGCAUUGUUCAGAAGAAGGGUGGUCCCUGUGGGGUUCUGGCAGCUGUUCAAGGCUGUGUCCUACAAAAACUCCUGUUUGAAGGAGAUGGCAGAGCUGACUGCACUCGGCAGCUGCAGCCUUCAAACGCCCACAGGACCCACUGCCUGGCCCUGGCCAUCUCGGACAUUGUGUGGCGGGCUGGGAGACACAAGAGAGCUGUGGUCACACUGCCUUCGGGAACAGAGCAGUUCAGUCCAACAGGAAAAUACAAAGCAGAUGGAGUCUUAGAAACACUCAUACUCCACACUUUGACCUGCUAUGAGGAGCUGGUGACUUUUCUUCAACAAAGCAUCCAGCAGUUCGAAGUGGGCCCCUAUGGAUGCAUCCUGCUCACCCUGUCGGCCAUCCUGUCACGGUCCACAGAGCUCAUCCGCCAGGACUUCGAUGUCCCCACCAGUCACCUAAUUGGAGCACAUGGCUACUGCACACAGGAACUCGUCAACCUGCUCCUGACUGGGAAAGCCGUGUCGAAUGUGUUCAACGAUGUUGUGGAGCUGGAUUCUGGGAACGGGGACGUCACGCUCCUCAAGGGCAUUGCUGCGCGCAGCGACAUUGGCUUCCUGUCUCUCUUCGAGCACUACAACGUGUGCCAGAACCAGGGAGGCAGACACUGACCCGAGGGACGCGCAGAAAGUGCUGGGUGAAUGGAUUUGCCGAGUGGGUGGAGACCAGCAUUUUCAGGUAGGGCUCAGUUUCAUCACGUGCCGCCUGCAUGACCACAUGUUCAGCUGUGCUGUCCCACUGCUCAGAGGCCACCUCCCCAGGUCCCCUCUCUGGAUGACACUCCCACCCCCACAGACAGGAAGCGGACUUGUGCGUUCUAAAGACUUGGGUAGAGAAGCGUGAUAGUGGCUCCUUCCCAGACGUGCUGGUGUUCAGAGGGAGCCCAGGAAUGUGGGCACAUGGUCUGUGAGAAGCUCCAGGGCCCCGAGCAUGAGACCCUGGGUGGGCUCCGAAAGCACGCGGCCCGAAAUUCCACAGGCUGAGAGGGUAACGUUGGCCGGACUCCUGGAAUCCCCAGGCUUAUCAUGAUCCCUGGUUUCAUUCUUGUCUUAAGGGUGUGGGUCAAAAAGUAAACGAUCUUCCUCUGGUCUGUGGAGGGUAAUUGACGGGAACAUCAAUCAGUUGGGGGUCGGUCAUCCUUCCCUUGGAGUAAAAUGCUGACUGAAGAAAUUCAGGCCCUGCAAAAAUCCAAAUCCUUGAAUCCACAUAGACUCCUUCUGCUGUUGUGUGCUGGGCCGAAGACCAGGAGUUUUAUCUCCUCCAGCAAGUGGAAGUUUGCUCCUCGGCCUUGGGAUGACGGGACUUCAUCAGCCAUCCGUGACCCCACUGGGCUGGUCUUGCCCACCUCCCACCAUCCCCGAGCUCAGCAGUGAGGGUUGGACUGCAUUGCAGGCUGCAGCUGGAAGGUCCCUCCCGGCUCGUGGUCGUCAUGGUGACGGGACACUAACAGGCCAGGGCAGGACAGCAUGAGACAGGGAGUUUAACCUCUGUGCUCCUCCCGUGACCUGCAGGGGAUGUUCACUGCUGCCUUUAGGAAGGGACCCGAGAAAAAGAUGGAGCCACAAGCUCCAGCCUCCUCGGCUUCCUCCAGCCCCACAAACGGCACGUCUGUCCAGUUACUCAAACCAGGAGCAUGUCCAAUCCAUCAGGAGGUCACAUGGCUCCUACCCUAAGUUGUUCCUCAAGUGUCCAAUUUCACCCUGGUCUGAGCCACCAGCGUUGCCGGUCUGGACACCUGUGACAGCUCAGCUGGCCUCGGUCUCCUGUCCCCACCCCUUUCUAAUCCAAAGCCAGUGUGAGCUUUUAAAGAGUGGAUCAGACCAUAUAUUUCCUUUGCUUAACACCCCUCCGUGGUUGUCCAGUCCUCUCAGACUGUUACGGGCUGAAUUGUGUCCCCCAAAAUUCAUGUGUUGAAAUCCUAGACCCCGAUACCUCAGAAUGUGACUGGAUUUGGAGAUAGGGCCAUUCAAGAGGUAAUUGAGUUAAAACGAGUCCCUUGGGGUGAGCCCUAAUCCAGUCUGACUGGUGUCCCUCUCUGAAGAGAAGAUCGAGACACAAACACACGCAGAGGGAAGACCGUGUGAAGACAGAGAGAGGGCCGCCAUCUAGAAGCCAGGGAGACACGGCUCAGGAGGAACGAGCCCUGCUGACGCCUUGAUCUUGGCCUUCGCGUGUUUAAGCCACCAGUCCGUGGCACUGUGGUGUGGCAGCCCUGGCAGACUAAUGCAUAGACUAAACUCCAGGACUUUCCAGGACCUACAAGGCCCUGCGAGACCUGCCCCUGCUUUCCCUCCCUUCACGUUUCAGCUUCAAAUGUCACUUCCUUAAAGGAGGCCUUUCCUCACCUCUUCACUCUACCUAAAUCGGGGUCUCCUCUCGUGGCCCCCUUACCCAAAUGUGUC
Rhinolophus ferrumequinum (greater horseshoe bat) is the source of this 3904-nucleotide messenger RNA. It is a transcript of the gene MINDY4, whose product is annotated as MINDY lysine 48 deubiquitinase 4. The record is from RefSeq and is a predicted model, not a curated record. Gene Ontology annotation, molecular function: cysteine-type deubiquitinase activity; K48-linked deubiquitinase activity. Gene Ontology annotation, biological process: protein K48-linked deubiquitination. Lineage: Eukaryota; Metazoa; Chordata; Mammalia; Chiroptera; Rhinolophidae. The coding region runs from base 101 to 2113 and encodes 670 amino acids. The transcript has 16 exons.